This is a messenger RNA of Phaethon lepturus (White-tailed tropicbird), 717 nucleotides long. RefSeq names its product claudin-3 (gene CLDN34). Gene Ontology annotation, molecular function: structural molecule activity. Gene Ontology annotation, cellular component: plasma membrane; bicellular tight junction. Lineage: Eukaryota; Metazoa; Chordata; Aves; Phaethontiformes; Phaethontidae. The record is from RefSeq and is a predicted model, not a curated record. Bases 1 to 717 code for a protein of 238 amino acids. Gene Ontology annotation, biological process: bicellular tight junction assembly; cell adhesion. The transcript has a single exon.
AUGUUUCUCUCCAGUGCCUGCCUCUCUUCGCAUGGCAACCGUGUCUGUGACAGAGUAGAAGACCUCCAGAGGAUGAGCUCCCUGGUCAGCACCUCGCACCUCCAGCUAGCUGCCUUAGCUCUGGGUACGGUAGGCUGGAUCCUGUGCACUGUUUCAAUGGGAACUGUGGAAUGGAGAGUGUGGCACUUGGACAACACCACCGUCAUCUCCUCUGGCAUUGCCUGGGUGGGGAUUUGGAAAGUCUGCUUCAUCAGUUACCUUCACGUCUCGCCCGGCUAUAAAGAACAGUUCUGCCAUAAAUUCAGUGGCUAUGACUCCUCCAUCCCCCCUGAAAUUUAUGCUGCUCAGGGUCUCCUGUUGAUCGCCAUGUUCAUGGGCUUGCUGGGACUGACUGCCACGAUAUUUGCUCUGAGAAAUAUUUAUAUGGGGAUCACUCACAAAACUCUCAUCACCCGUUUCUUCCUGGUGGGUGGCUGCUUCUACUUAUUGGCUGGUCUGUGCAUCCUGAUUCCCGUGAGCUGGAAUUUCUAUUCCGUAACACACAACCAGAGCAUCACUUUUCCUCCUUCUUACCACAUGCCCUCCAGCCCAGCGGCCCAGGAGGCUGGUGCUGCCAUUCCUAUGGGGGUUGUAGCUGUCAUCCUCCUGCUGCUAAGUGGGACUUUUUCUCUCUCCUACAGAUUUCCAGUGACCACAAACGUUAUUGUGAAAUCCUGA